This is a messenger RNA of Oldenlandia corymbosa var. corymbosa, 1074 nucleotides long. The record is from the annotation of a GenBank genome assembly. NCBI's taxonomy places the organism in Eukaryota, Viridiplantae, Streptophyta, Magnoliopsida, Gentianales, Rubiaceae.
AUGUCUUCGGAUUUCAAGGGCUGCGAGGUUAAGGUUGUGAAGGUUGAUGCUCAAUUUUCUCUAAGGGAGAGUGUCAUCGUGACAGCUAUUGGUUGUUUACUCGGGAAAGACAAUAUCAAAAGGGUCAUCUCCCAAACAUUCUUUCUUGCCAAGCAAGAGAUCGGAUGGUUCGUCUUGAAUGAUAACUUUCGCAUAAUAUAUGCACAAGGGAUUUUGAAUAUUUCCUUUGGUUGUAAAGACGGUGUUUUGUCCCCUCAAGUGCCGGAACACACAAAUGUUCCGAUUGAAACAAAAUCAGUAAACAAAGUCGCGAUGCCUGCUGAAACUAAGCAUAGUAUUGAGGAAACCCUAGAAGUCCAAAUUACUGAUGUUCCGAAGGACCCAGACACCUCUAAUGAAACUGGGAAAGUUGAGGGCCAGAAAAUGGUUGCGCCAAACCAACAAUCAACUGUAUCUCCCAAAUCAAAUAUUGCUAAAAGGACAAAAGAGCAAACUUCUGAUUAUGCUCAAGGUUCUAUUACCAGAAACAAUGUGGCUUCAAGAGAUUCCAGAGCUAGAUCCAUUUAUAUAGAAAACCUGCCCAAGGACAUAACAAAAGACGAACUGGCCGAAGCAGUGAAGGUCUUCGGGGUAGCAAGGCCAUCUGGCUUUCAGAUCAGAACAUGUCCUUUCGAUGGAUUCUGUUUUGGAUUCGUGGAAUUUGAAUCUGAAGUUUCAGCGAAAAGUGCAGCUGAGGCUCGCAAGCUCACUAUUAAAGGUUCUGACGCCCGGAUUUCGAUAAAAAAAUCUGGCACCAAAGGAACAGGUGGGGAGUUUCGGUCUAGAAACUUCAGAGGCCAAGACAAAGGGAAGGUUACUUCUAACGGGAGCUCUUUUGACGAUAAUGGCGAACGUGGUUAUGACCGUCAAAACAGAGAAUUCGGUGAAAGGAAUAGCGAAAGCCGUGAAGGAAGAGCUUACGGAGGAGAAGGGCAUCCCAAGAACAAGGGAAGGAAUAGAGGACACCAGAAAAAUGGUCAGGUACAGAAUGGUGGAGGAAGUAAUAGCCGAGCAAAUUCAGCUGCUAAAGCUUGA